Messenger RNA from Pungitius pungitius (ninespine stickleback), 3990 nucleotides. RefSeq names its product guanine nucleotide-binding protein G(i) subunit alpha-2-like. Gene Ontology annotation, biological process: adenylate cyclase-inhibiting G protein-coupled receptor signaling pathway; gamma-aminobutyric acid signaling pathway; G protein-coupled adenosine receptor signaling pathway. The transcript has 9 exons. The coding region runs from base 627 to 1694 and encodes 355 amino acids. NCBI's taxonomy places the organism in Eukaryota, Metazoa, Chordata, Actinopteri, Perciformes, Gasterosteidae. The record is from RefSeq and is a predicted model, not a curated record. Gene Ontology annotation, cellular component: heterotrimeric G-protein complex. Gene Ontology annotation, molecular function: GTP binding; G protein-coupled receptor binding; GTPase activity.
GCUACGGGUGUGGCUUUAAAACGUGAUACAACAACAGCAAUCGGGAUUAAAAUACAAAACAAAAAGAGAAGACAUCAGAUAAAUAUCCGGUCCGCGUGUGUGUCCGGUAGCCUCACUGGCAGCAGAAAUCCGUGUGUUCGUUUUUUCAGCAGCUGGAAUACUUUUUUUUUUUUUUUUUUAAGCCGAACUUCGUUGCUCGUUUUUCGCGUGUUUAAAUCUGCUCGAAUGUUUUGCUGAAGGAACCAUCGACUGCGCUACAGGUCGACCGACCGAAAAAAAGUUACAAGAUUUUUUUUGGGGGGUGGGCCGGCGGGACCAACUUCUUCAUUCUCCCAAAAAAAACCCCACCGAUGACUGACUGAACAACCACCGAGCGUUUGGGAAUUUGACAAAUUAGAAAUCCGCGUUCACGCGCUCGAGGAACUAGCCGUUCCCUCUCGCGCAUGAACGGACUCCGUCGCGUUUGACAUAAAAAAAAGGGAAGUCGGCCUCACUCAACUUAAACCCGUUUUAUUGUUUAAAAAAAAAAGAGUUCUUAGGACUCGGGCCCUACAAUAUCAAUAUAUAUUUUUUCCCUGUUGGUAUUUGCCCACUAAGCAGCAGUCCUGAAGCGCGCACUAGGAACCAUGGGGUGUACAGUCAGUCAGGAGGAUAAAGCCGCGGCCGAGAGGUCUAAAAUGAUUGAUAAAAACCUGCGAGAAGAUGGAGAGAAGUCUGCGCGAGAAGUGAAGCUGCUGCUGCUGGGUGCUGGAGAGUCGGGAAAGAGCACCAUUGUGAAGCAGAUGAAGAUUAUCCACGAGGAUGGAUACUCAGAAGAGGAGUGCAAGCAGUACAGAGCCGUUGUCUACAGCAACACGAUCCAGUCCAUCAUGGCCAUCAUCAAAGCCAUGGGCAACCUGAAGAUUGACUAUGAAGAAGCCACUCGUGCGGACGAUGCCCGCCAGCUGUUUGCCCUGUCAGCAGCAGCAGAAGAGCAGGGCAUGCUGCCAGAAGAUCUGUCCAACGUCAUCCAACGACUGUGGGCUGACGGCGGCGUCCAGAGCUGCUUCACACGGGCCAGAGAGUACCAGCUCAAUGACUCUGCAGCUUACUACCUAAAUGACAUGGAGAGGAUAGGCAAGCCGGAUUACAUCCCCACACAGCAGGACGUGCUGCGGACCCGAGUGAAGACCACUGGCAUCGUGGAAACGCAUUUCACCUUCAAGGACCUGCACUUCAAGAUGUUUGAUGUUGGAGGCCAGCGGUCAGAAAGGAAGAAGUGGAUCCACUGCUUCGAGGGAGUCACAGCCAUCAUCUUCUGUGUAGCCAUGAGCGCUUACGACCUUGUCCUGGCUGAGGAUGAAGAGAUGAACCGGAUGCACGAGAGCAUGAAGCUCUUUGACUCCAUCUGCAACAACAAGUGGUUCACAGAGACGUCCAUCAUCCUGUUCCUCAACAAGAAGGACCUGUUCGAGGAGAAGAUCGCCCAGAGCCCUCUGACCAUCUGCUUCCCUGAGUACUCCGGCCCUAACAAGUACGAGGAGGCCCAGGCUUACAUCCAGACCAAAUUCGAGGACCUGAACAAGAAGAAGGACACCAAGGAAAUCUACACCCACUUCACCUGUGCCACCGACACCAAAAACGUGCAGUUUGUGUUCGAUGCCGUCACUGACGUCAUCAUCAAGAACAACCUGAAGGACUGUGGCCUCUUCUAAGGACGUGUGUGAGAGAGUCUAGAUUACUUGAAGAGUUGUGAUGACCAUAAAGAUAGGGGGAAUAGACACACAUCAUGAAUGACUGCAUUGGCCAACCACGAUUUCUGCUACUAUCUGCUUUUUAUAAAGACACCUAAUAGACUGAAAACCCGACGAGCCUCGCAGAAAUUCAGUAAAUGCUGAUCCAGUUGAUCUUAUCGUUAACUCUUUGGGUUAUUACCACAAAAAUCAACAUUUAUUAUUGUUUUUUUCCCGUCUUUUUUGUCUUUAUUUUCAAUUACUAGAGGAAGCAAAGGAAAAGUUUUUAUAUAAAUGCAUUCAUUUUACUUUUAGAAAUUCUGAUGUGCAAAUUAUUCAACUUUUAAUCACAUGAAGCUUAUUUUUUAAGAUAUUAGACACCGACAUGGUCAUAAAAUAGGAUUGAUAAAGGAUUGUGCUUUUCUUUUCUUUUUUUAAGAUAAUGUUUACUUAAGUUCGUCAUUCAUAGCCAAACUGUGUAUUGUUCUGCAUGACUCAACAUGUCAAAUAUUAGCUCUGUAAUCUGCACAAAUGAUCUAACAUUCCUAUAAAAUGCUAAAAAAAAAAUCUUAAAACAUUGAGAAAAAAAAAAAAAAAGCGCUUCACUUGCAGGGGGAAAAUUAUGGUAAAAACCUAACUGAUAUUUAAAGUAUGUGUGUACCUAACAUUCUGUCACUUUUUAUAGUACCAUUUCCAUGUCUGUUGCAGUAUGUUUGUGCCUUGACUUCUGUUUACAACCGAUUCCUAGAUAUGCUUUCAGUAUGUUUGACCUGCUGUGCGCCUAUAUUUUUCUUGCUUUUUCUGCCUAGCACCUAUGGAUAUACAGUGAUUAUUAAUGAGAGACGAAAAUCUAAUUCAGAAAUUUUUUAGUGUUUUUGGUAAAUAUUCAAAUGCUUUAAAAAGUCUUUUAUGAUUUAAUUUAAAUAAAAGUAGAGAUCACCUGACUCGUGCACAUUAUUUUUCCUAUCUAAAUUGUGACUUUUCGUAUUAUUGGAUUAGAUUUUACACACGUUUAGUUUGAUUGCAUAAUCAUACCUUUUAACACAGUGACAUAAUGAGAUUGUGGUAAAUUAUGAAAUAUAGUGGAAUAUUAACACGAUACCUUAAGCUUCUGGACAUAUAAGGCAAAAGCAAAAAGUGUGAGGGUAGACAUUGAUCCCAGAUGUUAUUUCUUCUAUCAAAAGUUAGAUCAUCUUGCUUUUAAAACACUAUAUUUUUUUACAUAUUUGUUAUGAGGAUUCAGUUGUAUGCAGACAACACAAGUCACUAAGAGACACUUGUUUAAACAGGCUGACGGCCCCACCCAGUGGUCUGGUUAAGUACUCCAUGCACUAAGACCAAGACCCAUUCAGUCUCAUUCAGCUCAGUUUUUCCUUCUGGAAUGCUUUUCUUUUUUCUUUAACAAGUGGAGCCUUUUAAAUAUGUCCUAAUUAGAACUGUGCCCACCACUCUAUUGAGUUAGGAUAUCUAGUCACCACCUGGUUGUCCAGAUGGACAGCUGUACUUUACUCCCUUUACCUGCAGUAGUCUAAUUCUGAGUUUGUUGAAAACAUUAUUGUUGUCAGCGAGUGUGAGAGACACAUGGCUGUUAGACGCGUCCUCAUCCACUUUGGGGCUGGGACAUAAAGACCCUCUCAGUAGGAUGGUCAAUAGGGUUGAAAUGUAAUUUUAUUCUCAUUUCAAUAUAAUUUUAUAGUGUUAACAAACCCUUGGUGAGACGCAUUUACAAAAUGUUAGAGGGCUAAUCAACGAUGCUCAUAUUAAAAAUAAAAAUAAAACUAUCACUGGAUCUAGGAGCUUUUCUUGUGCAUGGACUGACUUCUCCAAGCAAAACAAAUAAAUCCUCAUUUCUUAAAGAUGGAAAUAAGUGUGGACCUUUCAGUGUUCUGCUGGGGGAAAUGCUUUGACUCAGAAGAGCCUUGGAGAAAUGUUGGCACAUGGUGUUAAACACUACUGCAUGCAUAUAGGUGAGGUUUUCUAUAAGGAUGCUCAGUUACUCUGCACAUUUUUUCAUUGACAGUGUUUCUUCAGUCACUGAACAGUGGUACUGUUAGGCUCAUAUCACUGAGAUUUCAUUCUGCAACAAUACAUUGUAUGAGAAUUGUGGUGUAAACGGUGUAUUUGUGCGAAAUAACCAAUAAAAAAAAUAAAUGUACCUGCUAUAUGUGGAACAACUAUCAUCUCGUAGAAAAAAAAACUGAGGGUCACUUCAGAGAAUUGAAUCAACCUUGACUGAAUCAGCUCUUUAACAGAGAACAAAUAAAGCCUGUUUAACUCA